ACUUGACUAUGUGCUCCAGCAAGUUUUACUUCUCCCUAGUGUAGGGUGUUUGCCAGCAGCCUGCACUCUCGGAAAUCAGACUCAAGUGACUGGGACCCUUAAGUCAAAGGCGUACUAUGCUUCUCCCUAGGAGGGCCAGAGACUGCUGACGUGACCACUGAUGAUUAUUCGUGGCUCUCAUAAUUAACAAGAAGAAUGGACAAGCUUAAUAAAAUAACUGUCCCUGCCAGUCAGAAGUUGAGGCAGCUUCAAAAGAUGGUCCACGAUAUCAAGAACAAUGAAGGUGGAAUAAUGAACAAAAUCAAAAAGCUGAAAGUCAAAGCACCUCCAAGUGUUCCUCAAAGAGAUUAUGCCUCAGCAAGGCUGACACGGGGAGAGCGGCAUUCACCACCAGCCCCGCCUCAUGGAACUAAGGCUAGAGGAAUGAAAAUUGGACUUGAAGAGAACCCUGCCGAUGAAGAGGAGCAGUGGUCCGAUGACUUCACACACAGAGUUUCAGCCACCCUUCCUGUUAAAUGGCCCACAUGCUCCCCCAGGAUAGUGGUUCAGGACAGUGACUACGAACACCCAGACGAGCACUCGGACUCAGAGAUGUACGUGCUGCCCGCUGAGGAGACCGGGGACGACAGUUACGAGCCACCGCCCGGCGAGCAGGAGACAAGAACCGUCCACCCAGCCCUGCCCUUCGCCAGGGGCGAGUACGUAGACAAUCGGUCAAGCCAGCGGCAGUCUCCGCCCUUCAGCAAGACACUUCCCAGUAAGCCUGACUGGCCUUCGGCAAAAGCAAGAGCCAGAGUGACCUCCACUCUGCCGGCUCUGACUUCUCUUCAGAAACCUCAAGUCCCACCCAAACCCAAAGAACUUGAGGAUGAGGUUGAUUAUGUGGUCCCUGUGGAUGAUGAAGAUGAGAACUACAUUCACCCCACAGAAGACUGUUCACUCCCAGCUGAAAAAGCUCCCAUGGUGAAUAGAUCUAUCAAGCCAAAUAACUCCUCAAAGCCAGCCUCUCCUCCAGGGACAGCUUCAGGUCGUAACAGUGGGGCCUGGGACGCGAAGUCACCUUCUCCCGCUGUGCCAUCCCCGCUGCCCAGGGCUGGGAAAAAACCAGCUACACCGCUGAAGACAAUUCCAGUUGCCUCUCCACAGAAUGUCUCAAGUGUUUGUGAAGAAAGGCCUAUACCUGCUGAACGCCAUCGAACAUCUAGUCACAGACAAGAAAAUAUGCAGUCAUCAGUGUUUCCUCCUCCCCAGAAACAAAUCCAUCACAAACCCGUACCCCUGCCAAGAUUUCCAGAAGGGGGAAGCUCAACUGUGGAUGGCCUACUUUCAUCUAACCCCCAUUUGUCAGAACAGGAAGCAGACAUUCACUGCAAGCCAUGGUACGCUGGUGCCUGCGAUCGGAAAUCUGCAGAAGAGGCUUUAUACAGAUCAAACAAGGAUGGAUCAUUUCUUAUUCGGAAGAGCUCUGGCCAUGAUUCCAAACAGCCAUAUACACUAGUUGUAUUCUUUAAUAAGCGAGUAUAUAAUAUCCCUGUGCGGUUUAUUGAAGCAACAAAGCAGUAUGCUUUGGGCAGAAAGAAAAAUGGUGAAGAGUACUUUGGAAGUGUUGCUGAAAUUAUCAAGAAUCAUCAACAUAGCCCCCUGGUUCUUAUCGACAAUCAGAAUAAUACAAAAGAUUCGACAAGACUGAAAUAUGCAGUUAAAGUUUCAUAGAUCUUUUUGAAAAGGGUCAACAUCAUUGCUUCAGACAUUUUCCUUAUUUCUAUUUUUGAGAAAAAGUCCCUAAACUUCUUAUUUUGGAUUCUGAAUCAUCCAGUAAUAGGAUAGACGAUGGAGGCAGCUACUGAGGUGAUCAUACAUUUCUUUAUAAGAAGCUCACAUGGACUUGUUCUAUUGCCUGACCUGAUGAACUGUGAAUAUUUGGUGAGAUUGAGUUAUCAUGCUACUAAUAUUCUCCAAAUAAACAUCUUUAUUUAAAAGAAAUAGGUGUAAAGUCUUUUUAGUCAUAUAAGAAAAUAACACUCUAUAUUCAAAUAUAAGAAAAUAAUAUUCUUGGAUUAAAACAAAGCUGCUGGAAAUUUGGGCCAGCACAAUUGUCACUGGUACACUAAUGUAAUGUCUACUGCCCAUGCUUGACAAUUAUGUCUUGGUUGAAAUUGUAAUAUGUAGAAAAUAAGAUAUAGGUAAUGUACAAUAUUUAUAAGUACUAAUUAAGGAGGAUGUCCAUUUUGUGAGUGGGAAACUGCAACUAAGCUGUGGGAGAUGUACAUACCCAGCCAUGGGAAAUGUAUAUAGAUAUGAACUUUCUAGAAGAUCUUGUCCACAAUUAUGUUGUUAGUUUUGUUUAUUAAAAAUGGUUCUACUCUC
Lutra lutra (Eurasian river otter) is the source of this 2367-nucleotide messenger RNA. RefSeq names its product B cell linker (gene BLNK). The record is from RefSeq and is a predicted model, not a curated record. The transcript is spliced from 19 exons. NCBI's taxonomy places the organism in Eukaryota, Metazoa, Chordata, Mammalia, Carnivora, Mustelidae. Gene Ontology annotation, cellular component: cytoplasm. Gene Ontology annotation, biological process: cell surface receptor protein tyrosine kinase signaling pathway; intracellular signal transduction. The coding region runs from base 196 to 1713 and encodes 505 amino acids.